AUGGAGUGGAGCGAGUGGACCGGAGCCCUGCGGUCCGGUUCACUGCGGCGCAUGGGGAAAAGAGAUCGGUCGGUGAACAGCACCGUGGUUCUCCACGACUACAUGGUGUUUUUAUACCGGACACUGACCAAGCUUCAGCCCACAGGUAUCAGUGUUUCACGUGGGGCGGGAUUCGCAAACACAGUGACCAGUUUUGUGGACCAGGGACAAGAUCUUCCAUCAUGGGAGAGCAGUCAGCGUUACAUCUUUGACUUGUCGAGCCUGUCCAGGAUGGAUGAGCUGGUGGAGGCGGAGCUGAGAAUCUUGAGGAAACCUGCAGUGGACCUCCUGACUGUCCUGACAACCGGAGGAAACCUUUACAACAUCCGCCUGUACUCCUGCUCUCCUGAGGGCGCUUCAGAGACACGGCUCUUGGACUCCAGGACCGUGGAGGUUUUGGACAGCGGUCUCCCCAAGUGGGAGGUGUUUGACGUGUGGUCCAGCAGGAAGGCCCGUCUGAGGAAUCCCACAGAACCCCUGCCAGCCUGCUUCCACCUCCUGGCCUUGUCUGAACUGACCAACGAAGUGGCUGAUCCGCUGCUCCUGGGACUGGGUCGCCAUGCUCGGCUGCCGCAGCACAAAGCUUUGCUGGUGGCUUUCUCACACACUCACACCAAUGACAACCUGUUUAGAGAGAUAACGGAGAAGAUGAAGAACGAGGGAGGUGGAGUUAGGCUCCCUAAGCCUCUCAAACCUGUUCAAAAACAUGAAAAGAAGAACAGGCAACGCCGCCAAAGAGCCUUGUCUAAGCGGUCAUUUGGUGGGAUUGGGCAGGGGGCGACCGCUGGAGGUGGUGGUGGAGGGAAAACCGGACGCAGGAGGACCCGCUGCAGUCGUAAGCCCCUCCAUGUUAACUUUAAAGAUUUAGGCUGGGACGACUGGAUCAUCGCCCCCCUGGACUAUGAGGCACACCACUGCGAUGGGGUCUGCGACUUCCCCCUGCGCUCCCACCUGGAGCCCACCAACCAUGCCGUCAUCCAGACUCUCAUGAACUCUAUGGACCCUGAUAUCAGUCCGCCCAGUUGCUGCGUCCCCUCCAAGCUCAGUGCCAUCAGCAUCCUCUACAUUGACUCAGGCAACAAUGUGGUCUACAAACAGUAUGAGGACAUGGUGGUGGAGAGCUGUGGAUGUCGGUAG
Molecule: messenger RNA, 1176 nt
Organism: Toxotes jaculatrix (banded archerfish)
Lineage: Eukaryota; Metazoa; Chordata; Actinopteri; Toxotidae
Gene: gdf7
Product: growth differentiation factor 7
Exons: 2
Coding region: 1-1176 (391 amino acids)
Biological process (GO): BMP signaling pathway; SMAD protein signal transduction
Cellular component (GO): extracellular region
Molecular function (GO): cytokine activity; growth factor activity
Source: RefSeq, a predicted model, not a curated record